Molecule: messenger RNA, 869 nt
Organism: Rhododendron vialii
Lineage: Eukaryota; Viridiplantae; Streptophyta; Magnoliopsida; Ericales; Ericaceae
Exons: 1
Coding region: 514-723 (69 amino acids)
Source: RefSeq, a predicted model, not a curated record
ACCAGAAUAUCUAUCUUAUUAAGCAACCAUAAGGUGCUUUGGUGCUCUUUUUUGCCUUUUUAACUUUGGACAGCACCAUCCUCUAAUUAGCUCGGCCCGUGAUGGAAUUGGAAUCAAAUUUAGGUGAUGUUCAAUUUGUCUGGGGAUAACUGCACAGGCAUGGACUUUUCUGAAGGAAUAUUUAUUCUUUUUCUGAUUUUUCUGACUCAGUAAAAAAAAAAAAAAGUAGUUUCGUGCACUUUAUUUUCUUUUUUGUUUUCCUUUGACCCCCGAACCAAUAAGAAAUGUGAAUCCAAACUAUAGCUUUAUUCCGUAACGUUUACUUAUACCUUUUAUCAUCAUUCUCUCUGUCUCUUCUUUCAUAAAUAACCUUCACCUGUGUAUAAGUAAACCCUCACCGUUCUGGCUUGCAAUGCCUUCAACCCUUUUCUUUGCCAUUCCACUUCUCUGAUUCUCAUAUAGAGAGGAACUAGAGAAGGAAGAAGAGGAGAGAUAGACAGAGGGAAAGGAAAGAUGUCGGACUGGGGACCGGUGUUUGUAGCAGUGGUAUUGUUUAUACUGUUAACACCGGGACUGCUGAUUCAGAUACCCGGUCACACCCGGCACGUAGAGUUUGGAAACUUCAAAACCAGCGGUGUGUCCAUAUUGGUUCAUUCCAUCCUCUACUUUGCCCUCAUCUGCAUCUUCCUCUUAGCUAUUGGGGUCCAUGUCUACAUGGGUUGAUGACAAUCGCCAACUCCGAUUUGUUGCUUUUGAUUUAAUUUUAUCGGAUCUCUAUUCUUUUUUUCUGCAUUCAAAUAUGAGAAAAUAAAUAGUACAUGAUCUCUCUGAGUCGAGAUGUGAAUUCGUGUUAUUUAUGUCUUCUAAUU